AUGGAGAGUCCGGACCCCGGUAUCGUGGACUACUGUGGGACGAGUGACACACUGAAAUGUUUUUACUGUGAAAACAAUGGCAACCGAUCUUGUGGAAUGUGGUCCGAUUCAUUAAACGUUCAAGAUUAUCAAGACUUGAUUGACAGGGGGUGGAGAAGACAAGGAAAGUACCUUCAUAAGCCAACAAUGAACCAGACGUGCUGCCCACAGUACACCAUCAGAAUGGAGGCAUUGAACUUCAAGUUGAGCAAAUCACACAAAAAAGUACUGAAGCAGGUGAACAAGUUCCUUAUACAAGGUAUCAGGAAAGGGGAGACUGUCAAAUCCUCUAGGGGGAAACCUGAUCGGGAAGUACGCGGAACAAGAGGCACUAUCAAAGACAGCAGGUCUGAGUCUACGCCUGAUCCAGCAUCAAAACUUCAUCCCAGACCAGGGCAAGGAGCUGACCCCACCAAGCCUGCUAUGAGGAAGGCGAAAGACAUUCGUUUAGAGAGGAAGAAAUUACGAGAACUGCGAAAACUACGGAGUAUGGCAGAGGAUGAAUCUACGUCUUCAAAGGGGUCGACGGGGAGCCUCGAGCGCGAGAGAAGUACCAUGAGUACGACCAGUAAUUGUAGUACGAAGACGUUUGCAGAGUUCAUUAGUGAGCCUGACAAAGCAGAGAAAUGUGCUCACAAGUUGGAGGUUCGCCUCAUUAUACCGUCACUUCAAGAUGAGGAGUUCAGGAAAAGUGAGAGAGAGUCUGCAGAGGUGUUCAAGCAGUACCGGAUGGGUAUCCAUAAAGACCAGCCACACGAGUGCGACAGAGACCAUUGGCUCAAAUUACUAGUCCAUUCACCACUCAAGACCGUGACUAAAAAUGGUGGGCCACCAAUGGGGUAUGGAUCCCUCCACCAACAUUAUAUUUUAGAUGGUAGAAUCAUUGCUGUAGGCGUCCUGGACAUCCUUCCUCAAAGUCUGUCGGCCGUGUACCUGUACUACCUCCCAGAGUAUAGGUUUUUGUCGAUAGGAACCUAUACUGCCCUCAGGGAAAUUGCCUUCAUACAAGAGCUCAACAAGAAAGCCCCCGACUUUAUGUACUACUACUUGGGAUACUAUGUACAUUCCUGUCCAAAACUUACGUAUAAGAGUAGAUAUUCCCCGUCAUUCCUGUUAUGUCCGGAGACGUACACCUGGAUACCUAUAGCCGACUGUCUACCUAAAUUAAUCGUCAGUGAAUAUUCCAGAUUAGCAGACGAGGAAGUCGAGGAUAGUGACGUAUUACAGGAGAUAGGCAGUAUUCCUGUACUGUUCUGUGGACAAACUAUGACCUACGGAUUCUACAAAACUUUGAAUGCAAAAGCGCUGAGCGAUAUCGACGUCAAGAGAUAUGCUCUUUUAGUGGGAAGGAAAUGUGCAAUGAGGCUGUUGUUACUUACAAAAAUUCAUAGAUAUCGACGCAUUUAAAAGCAUUUAAAACAAUGACACAUUAUAUAUUCCAGGUAUCCAAGAUAUAUAUAUAGAGAUUGGUGAUAUUUAAAUGGACCUUUGUUUCAUAAUCAAUAUCAACAUCAAUAUGUCAACAAUAGGCAUCAUUAUCAUCAUUAUCAUCAUCAGAGGCAGCAGCAGCAAUCUUCGAGUAUAGUUCUGAUGAACAGUAAUUACGGGUGGUGCUAAGGGCGAGUUGCGCUGUUAAAGGAUCGUACUACUCAUAAAAAAUCAGAUGCCAUGCAUGUAUCUAUUGAUUAUGUUCUUAUUAGGAACUUUUGAUCAUAGUUUAGUAUCAUAUCAUAUUUCUUUAUACCUGUACCGAAAUACAAAGCUUUCAAAUCCUGCUUAGGAAACUGAAGACGUCCUGAAAAUCAUGUAUAUUUAAACAUGCAUAUUUGCGCCUUUACCAGCUUAGUUCAAUAAUCUUCAAUGUUAUUUAUACGAUGCCUGAAACAUUACUUAUUUGUGUAUACAUUCACUACAAAUAAUAUCAUAUGUGUUUGUAAGCGCAGUGGAGAAUGUCAUAUCAAAAUAAUAGUAAUGAAAUAGAGAAUACUGAAGUGAUAUUAAAACCGUAAUGCGAACUCGAAACCAAUGGAGCUACGACAAAGGAAUGAAUACAUGAAUAAUGAGACUAGUGAACAGCUACCAGGGUCAAUGUCCCCUGUGCAUAUUGAAAUUUUAUUACGUAAUACUCGAUCUUAGGUUUGUCAUCGAUAUUAGUUUUGGCAGUGUUGUUUUUAUUGCUGUAAGACAAUUGUGUAAAACAGUUCAUCAACUUUUUUUCAACGUCAUUUGUAAUUUGA
Messenger RNA from Mizuhopecten yessoensis (Yesso scallop), 2276 nucleotides. RefSeq names its product arginyl-tRNA--protein transferase 1-like. Lineage: Eukaryota; Metazoa; Mollusca; Bivalvia; Pectinida; Pectinidae. The record is from RefSeq and is a predicted model, not a curated record. The coding region runs from base 1 to 1446 and encodes 481 amino acids. The transcript is spliced from 10 exons. Gene Ontology annotation, biological process: protein arginylation. Gene Ontology annotation, cellular component: cytoplasm. Gene Ontology annotation, molecular function: arginyl-tRNA--protein transferase activity.